Molecule: messenger RNA, 1826 nt
Organism: Cercospora beticola
Lineage: Eukaryota; Fungi; Ascomycota; Dothideomycetes; Mycosphaerellales; Mycosphaerellaceae
Gene: CGI121
Product: Cgi121p
Biological process (GO): tRNA threonylcarbamoyladenosine modification
Cellular component (GO): EKC/KEOPS complex; nucleus; cytosol
Source: RefSeq, a predicted model, not a curated record
UAGGGCCCGAAUGGGAGCUCUGCCGUGUGGCCCUCACGAUUGAUUGGAAUCGCAACUUUCUCUGCGCACGCGAGCCGCACCUUAUCCCACAACCAGUUCAUGCCGUCCAGAGCACCGCCCGCAUCGAGACUCUUGCCCUUCCAAUCCAGCCUGCAGCACUCCAACAUGGAGACCAUACAGCUGCCUCACCUGCCCAACCACCCGCUGCACGUGGUCUUGUUCACCGAUGUGCAAAACGCCUCAUUCCUGCGCCAACAGCUGCUCGACGGCAAUACCGAUUUUCAAUAUGCAUUCCUCGAUGCGUCGGUGCUGCUCUCAAGGACUCAUGUGCUCUCGGCGUGCUGGAGAGCCAUCAACGACCAGCUCGAGGGCCGCAUGAAGAGUCACAAUGUGCACUCGGAGAUAGUCUUUGCCAUGUCACCAAACAACAAUAUCGGAGAAUCGUUCCGCAGAUUCGGCGUGCAGGACAGCAGCAGUAACAUCGUUGCCAUCAAAGUGGGCGGCGAAAGGUCCAGCAUUGAGGAGCACCUCGUGCAAAACGUUCAAGGCAAGCCCACGACACUCUCAGAUGAAAGCCUAGCCACCAUGCACGAUCCCGCCAGGAUUCGCAAAAUCUAUCGUCUAGACGCGCUCAAGAAAGGCGAAGCACUGCAGCUGGGGAAGGAAGCAGAAGCUUUCAUCAUUGGCAGUAUGGCGUUGAAAGGCUCAUGAAAGUGUACGCCAAUUUCCCCGCUCGACCAGAAUCGGGCCUUGGAGCUGUCUAAUAAGCCAAUCCAAUAGCCCUCAAGGUCAACAAUUGGCUGGCCGCCCCCAAAGACAACUAGUCCGCCAUUCGUCUGCUCAAUGCCAUAAAUAUCGCCACCUGGCUCAGAACGAUUGUACAGGACACUCGAGGGGUAAAGCCCAUUGAAUAACGACACAGUCUUGGCUUUCUUGAUGCUAAUAUCCAUGCUGCUCAAGAAGGCAUUAUCCAUUCGUAAGAAGGCGACCAGUUGUGCUGAAGGGUCGAGCACAGCGAUGCUGUUCGGUACUCUGUGUAAGUAGGAAUCAGCUCAUGACCACGACACGGAGCGAGUACAGGAAGACAGUACCCGAUGGCCAUAGACUGCUGCACACCAGCCUCAAUCACAGCUCGUGCUUGCGCAGCAUUGAUAUAUCUCCUCUGCGAAGGCACAGUGCCCCAGCCUUGAGUCAAGGUACGGUUGACUGUCUCCUGCGCGGAACCUAGGCCAUGAAGACAUGCUAGUGCACUCAACAAUAAGAAAUUGCGCAUAUCGGCAGAGACGAUGUGAGUCUGGAUGGCCGCAGAAGUCAACGAUGAGGUGAAUGAAGACAACUUCCGGGAGCACGACUGGUUGUAUAUGUCCCGCCGCAUGUCACCACGAGCAAUUCAAGCUCUUCAAACAUGCUGACAAGCACUGAGAUCAGACGCUUCUUGAUCCUCUUUCACAGCAUCCACUCUCGGCCGAGGAAUAAGGCGCUCCUCUACCGCAGACCGUCCCUCGAUCAGCACGCGUCAUGGCCUUGAGCGAAUCGUGCGGGUAGAAGCUUGGUCAGCGCAUGAGUCAGCCUUGGUGUUCCUGUGCAAGGACCGCCAUCCGAAGCAUCGGCACUGGCAGCCAACAUGCUCUACAGUAAAGAAGUGCAGAUGUAGAACGUGGUUGGUAUUUCUGGAUCGAGACAGAAGGACUUCGGCCAAUCAGACAAAUGGUUCGGAUAUUCAGGCGGCUGAGAGCAGAUGUCCACAGUAGUAUGAAACUAUGAGACAACAGUCUUCGCGACCGGUCGUGAUGUCAGUCUUCAUCUAAGAACUUGCCUCAUCUCCC